CAGGUCGGUUCGGUUGGCGGAUCCGCUUCGCAGUUGCAUGGUGGAUCCAGCAACGGCGUCCUCUUCUUCGCCAUCUGCUCCACGCCCUUUCGUCGAACCCUAAGACACUUCCGCUCGCUUUCUCCCGUUUGCUUGCUGCUCCUGCUCGAGGAAGAUGCCCCCGCGGUCGGUCAAGAAGGCCGUCGCCAAGAGGCCGUCGCUGAGGUCGAAGAAGAAUCUCGCUGCGAUCGAUGAGUCGCCGUCGGCGGAGGCUGAGGGUGUGAAGAGGGAGGAGCUCAAAGCUGAGAUUAUCGCUACGCCGAUGUCUGUAGAGGAUCCUGUGGCGGAUGAGAGAGUGAUGACAUCAGAAAUCGAUGGAGCGACGAUUGCGACGGAGAAGCCUACUCAAGUGCUAGUUGAGGCUUUGCAGAUUCAGGAGGUUGCAUCUGAGAUGGUCGAAGAAGCAGCAUCUGUUGAGAAGGCUAGAGAACAAACCGUAGCUGAUGAUCCGGAGGAUGCAAAGGAAGUUGAUGAUUCUUCCGUGCAUCCUGAAAAUGCUGAAGUUCCAAAGCAUCCAGGCGAUGUUGCUGCGGUUCUAGAAGCUGAAGAAGAGCACGAUGUUGUGGCUGCUGAUCAGGGUAAAGCAAAAAUAGUCAAGGAUGAUGAUGAGGUAGAUGAUGAGGAAAAUGGAGAUGAGAUCAAAGAUGAUGAGGAAGACAGUAUUGAAGAUCAUGAGGAAGGUGGAGAUGUAAUUGAAGAUGAAGACGAAGAUCCAAGUGAAACUGAAGGUUCUGGAGAAGAUGAAGGUGAUGAGGAAGAUGAAGGUGAUGAGGAAGAUGAAGACAAAAUUGAAGUUGAGAAACUAAAAGAUGGCUACACAAAUAGAAAUAGUGAUAAUGUCAAUGAGGAAGAAAAUGAUGAGGAUGAUGCCUCAUUAUACGUUCAAACUCAGAUGGCAGUGAGAAAAGACAAGAAUUUUAGAAUAUUUAUUGGCGGGCUGGAUAAAGGUGCUGUUGAGGAAGAUAUAGUCAAUGUCUUUGGUAUGUUUGGGGAAAUUCAAUCCAUAAGAAUAGCUAAAUAUGCUGUGACACAGAAGAGCAAAGGGUUUGCCUUCAUUCAAUAUGCUAAAAUUGAUGAUGCAAGGAAGGUUCUUUCUGAGCUGAAGGAUGGGGCAGAGGUGAAAGGCAAACGAGUUGGAGUAUCAGCUAGCCAGGAUAACAACUGCCUUUAUCUUGGAAAUAUAUGCAAAACAUGGACAAAAGAACAAGUGACUGAGACACUCAGAGCGUAUGGAGUUGAACACCUUGAGGAUAUACUCUUACCCGAAGAUCCUAAAAAAGAAGGGAAAACGAAAGGUUUUGCUUUUCUUGAAUUUAACUCACAUUCAGAUGCAAUGGAAGCAUUCCAGCGGUUGAGGCUACCAGAUGCUGUCUUUGGUUGUGAAAGGAGUGCUAAAGUUGCUUUUGCAGAAACUUCAAUGAAUUUAAGUGAAGAAAUAAUGUUACAGGUCAAAACUGUUUAUAUUGAGGAUCUUCCUGAUUCUUGGGAUGAAAAGAAAAUAAGAGAAAUUUGCCAACAUUAUGGUGAAAUAGAGAAAGUACAGAUGUUCAGAAAAUCUGCCACCAAAAAGAAAGACUUUGCUUUUGUUAAAUUUACUUCACGAGAGAGUGCUCUAGCUUGUGUGGAGGGGAUGAAUAGCAGCCAACAUGGGGAAGGCGAUGUCAAUGUGAAAGUAAAUCUUGCCAGGCCGCCUAAAGGGCGAUUUGCUAAGCGGGCUGCUCAUGGCGGAUUCAAAGUAUACAAGGAUGACGAUGUUAUAGAUCAAGUCCAAUCCAAAAGAAAGAAAAGGUCCAAGUCCAAGCAGGUCAGUGUGCAAGGAGAUUCUAAAGGAAAAAAGAAAAGAGAGGAAUCAAGUUUCAUGUCUCAUGGUAGAAGUACUAAGAAUAGAAAGCAGUGGCAAUCUAACAAAGGAAAAAAACGUAGUGGUGGAGACGGGGGAAUUGUAGUGAAUGAACGGUCAUCCAAGAAAGCACGCAAAGACUACUACCAUGGUAAUACACAUGGUAGACGUUCUUCUAUUAAGCGCCCUUACUCAAAAUAUUCUAUGCCAGUAAUCAACUAUCAAAGAUAUGGGUAUGCUGGAGCUUCUGGAUCCAAUCCCUACCAGUCUGAUCUCGCCCCUCAUGCUGGAUAUCUUCCUGCUUCACAAGGUCAUUACUCAUAUGGAUAUGAGCAGAGAUUUUCUGCUUAUGAUAUCCAAAGGGGUUCUGAGUUCACUGGAGCUGUAUCCACAGCUCGACCUUCCUAUCCUAGAUAUUCGAGUUCAACUGGCUAUCAGGCUGGUUAUACGUAUCCAAGCAGUGGAGCAUAUCCCGGGCGCGGUAACUAUGCACCACACAACUAUUACUGAGGCACCAGUUAUUGUUUAUGAAGGCUGCCGACGGCCAGACGAGACGAGUGUCGGUUCACCCUUAAUUGUUGUAUCACCAUCUCAGUAAAGGUUUGCAUUUGGUUCAAUAAGCUUCACUGCCAUUUUAGAUGAGAAAAACAGGGCUUAUACUAAGCUCAAUCUCAAUGACAAGUGCCUACCCAUGAUGGUGUGGAAGUUAGCUUGCUCUUGGUUUUGUUGUGUAGUUGCUGCCUAGUUUUGUGAAUCCGUUGGGUAAAUUCGAGUGCUGAUACUUAACCACAUACUCAUGUUCCUUUGGAAUUAUUAAAAAGAAGUGUUAUAUCAGUAAUUAUUUACAUUA
This is a messenger RNA of Zingiber officinale, 2729 nucleotides long. RefSeq names its product nucleolin-like. Gene Ontology annotation, molecular function: mRNA binding. The transcript is spliced from 11 exons. NCBI's taxonomy places the organism in Eukaryota, Viridiplantae, Streptophyta, Magnoliopsida, Zingiberales, Zingiberaceae. Gene Ontology annotation, cellular component: nucleus. The record is from RefSeq and is a predicted model, not a curated record. Bases 155 to 2389 code for a protein of 744 amino acids.